Molecule: messenger RNA, 9496 nt
Organism: Ostrea edulis (European flat oyster)
Lineage: Eukaryota; Metazoa; Mollusca; Bivalvia; Ostreida; Ostreidae
Product: tRNA methyltransferase 10 homolog B-like
Exons: 7
Coding region: 305-1264 (319 amino acids)
Biological process (GO): tRNA N1-guanine methylation
Cellular component (GO): nucleus; nucleoplasm
Molecular function (GO): tRNA binding
Source: RefSeq, a predicted model, not a curated record
AAAUAAUUGAUCAUUCGUUCUUAGUUAAUUCGGAAAGAUUAAAAAACAUGAAUUUGAUAUAUUCUAAAAUAAAAUGAUUGUUCUCAUAAAAUUUUGAAGAUAUGAUAUAUUUUUUAAAAUGAAUGAAUAUAUUCAUUUCGCACAAAAUUACGCGUUUGUUUCAUUUUUGGAAAAUUCUUAAAGAAGCAAUCAUUGGUCAAAUUGUCUAGUAAUUGCAGACCGGAUAUUUUUUAUUUGAAACCGAAAGUCGCAUGUAGAAAGGAAACAAACUGCCUCUUCUUGAAUUUAUCAAGUGUAAACAGUAAUGUGUGACACGCUAGAAGGUGAAAUACAGAUGAAAUAUAAGGCAAUGUUCAUAGAUGACACUAUAGCUAUCAAAGACGACAAUUUAGCAACUCUCGAUAUUCCGUCUGAGCAGGAAUUUGAGGAAACGACAAACGAUAUCGACUCUGGUGCUACAGGAUUGAAGACAUUGCCGAGAUCACAAAAGAAGAGAUUAAAACAUGAGUUAGCGAUGCAAAGGAAAAGGGAAUUGCGAAAGGAGAAAAGACAGCUGCAGAAACAGAGACUGCGAGAAGAAUCAAACACUGAACAAUUAAGAAAGUAUACUGUUCAGCCAUCAAAAAAGGAGCUAAGAGUAGAAAUAAAGUCUAAACUGGGAACGGCUAUGAUGUGUGGUCAGAGAAUUUGCAUUGAUUUGAGUAUGGAGAACACGAUGACCUUAAAGGAAAAAAGCAAAUUAGCACAACAGCUGUGCAGACUGUAUGGAGUGAACUGGAGGACAGAUGUGCCAGCUCACAUUUACUUCACAGGGUUUGACAAAAAGGGUGAUCUAUAUCAAGAAUGUGUCAGAAAAAUUGAUGGCUUUGAAAAAUUUCAGUUAUUACUGGUACUGUUUCAGGUUGAAAUGACAGAGACAUCUAUUUUGGAGAUGUUUAACAUCGAUGUCGUCAUAUACCUCAGCCCUGAUGCCGCGGACAUGUUGGAAGAUUUAGACAAGGACAAGGUGUAUGUUAUCGGUGGAAUUGUGGACGAGAGCGUCACCAAGAAUCUAAGCAAACAGAAAGCCGAGGUGUCUAACAUCCAAGCCUUCCGACUUCCUAUUGAACGAUAUAUGAAGAAGAAAGAUCAAAUGCAUUUCUCACAAGUUUUAGCUAUCAACCAAGUUUUUGAAAUAUUAGUGACGUAUCUUUCCUCAAGAGACUGGAAAACUGCACUCAGCAAGGGCGUACCAGAGAGAAAGGGUUAUGUUCUGAGAGAAUGACAAAUUAAAUGUUUUUUAAUAUCAUUUGAGUGAUUGUCACCAUCUAUUUCUUCAUAGUCUUUGAAACAUAUCCCAAUGUUGUUUUCAUUUCUUUAUCAAUUUCCCCUCUGGCUACACGGGCAACAAACGGAGAGAAACUAACGCGUACGAUCUCUAGUUGACAACAUGCAAAUUACAGAGGGGAAACCGACAGCUAACCUCAAUCCUUGUGGUUUAAUAUGAAUUGUAUGUGUUCUUUAUUCGUCUGUCAGGUUUCGCCAGGGCUAGUAAAGUUGUUGAAUUUUUUUCUAUUAAAACGCAAAGUCGCGUUUUUCAAUUAAUAUUGGUACAAUGGUCCAUGAUAUUUAAACUUUGGGUUUCUGUAAGGAAAACCGAUGCUCUUCAUCUAGAAUUUCACUCGCAUAGCAAAAGUUUUCUUACCGGGGGCAAUUUGUGUAUUGCAUGUGGUAUGCUAGAACACGUACCUACACACCACGCAUUGAGACCGGCAUAAUGAAUUAUAUCAACUGUCACGUUAAACAAGUUUUAUUCAGUUUCGUUCAAUUAUAAAACUUAACAAUCUGUGAAAUUACAUGAUUUGGUAAUAUCGUAUCACUGAGUUUAUCAAUUUUGAUAAAAAAUAUUUCAUAUAAUAUCCUUUAUAUUUUUCACAAUAUAUAAAUCACAAUAUUUUUAAGCAGCCAUCAAUCGCCCUUUGAAUUACGUUUUAAAAAUAUAUAAAAUACGUUUUUUCAAAUAAUUCACUGAUAAACAAAAAACGAGACAAAAAUCAUCCUCACUGAUUCACAUUUUCAUAAUAUAAAAAUCCCCACAACAAAAUCAUGUACAACAUAUGACAAUAGAUACAAGUCGCGCACGGUUUCUCAAAUAAAUAUAAAAAAACCCAUUUUCUUCUGUUUUUUAUUACCUAUACCAUACUGAUGUCUGGUGUUAAGAAAGAAGAAACAAACUCCCCGGGGGCCUUAGCAUCUGUCAGGAGAAUUGACCUUAGGUGAAAAACUACAUUACACAUACACAGAAAACAGAUCGACACAAACAUAAUCAAGUUACACUUGAUAUUUCCCGUCAGCGACUGAAUACUUCUGUAUUCUGUAAUGAAACCGAAAUUGUACUAUAACCAUUUGUCAACAGAAAAUUCACUUUUCCCCCCUUUUACAUCUUUCGCUCGUUCAGAAACAGCAGAAUAAAGCAAAAUGUCAAUGUUAGAAUUGUUAGAACAUGAAUCAUUUAACACACGUUUGCCUAAUUAAAAUAUGAUGAAAUAUUCAUUGAUUAUAGAAUAUUUUGUGGUGCAUAUUGUGCAAUCCCCCUAUUUUCCUCUAUACGAUUAAUAAUAUAUGAAAAGUUCAGGUUCAUCAUUUAUUUACAAAACCUUUCCUCGUUGUGAUAUAGAAAAUGAAAACAUCCUGCCAAACUAUAUCCAAGAAUUUGCUUUACAUAAUUGAAAAGUCAUAAUCAGAGGAGAAUGUUCUUGUGCUGGGUGGAGCGAUGCGGGCUCUGAUUAUCUUAAUUCUGACAGAAUGACUGGUAUGGAGAUGUACUAUGUAUGUCACACUCGGUUGACGGUCAAUACCUGAGCUACUAUAAGGGCUGAUAACCAUCUUGUUGAAGAUUAAAGAAAUAUUUUCUCCAGCAAGUUGAUAAAAGUAACAGAUGUGCGAUCAAAAUAUAAUUGCCACUAGGUAAAAUCAGUCUACAAAGGUAAAAAAAAAAAAACAUCAUUAAAGCGAACUUUUCUUAUACGGUGCCAUUGUAACCUUUUAUCCAGACAACAUGUAUCUGCUGACUCAGUGGAGCAAAAAACAAUCGAACCAACUUAAUCACUUAAUGUGUGCAUCUCUUGCUUUUGAAAUUCUACAAUAUAUGAAUUUUUGUACCGGAGUCAAACUCCAAACAUAGGUAAAAUACAAACGAUGUCGUAGGGGGGUUGGGGGGUUAAGCAUAACAUAACUGCGGGUCAGUAAAUACUACCAACCCAUACAUCACACAAAAUCAACCAAAAAAAAAAAUAAUGCAAUAUUACAGGUAAAACGAAGUAAGGAAUUUCUCUCUUAAAAUACUGAACAAAAAUAUCACUUUGACAAAUAUUUGUUAAACAUGAUAAAGACUAGUGUUAAUGAUACAGUCGACUGUUUCACCAAUAAAUUGCACUGUGACAUAAAGUAUUGUCAGUUUCAAAAAGAGAAUCAAGCCGCUUAUUACGAACUCCAUUACAAAAUAAUUUCUCUGUCCAGCACACUGCCAAUUGAUUCACGGUCGAAUCUGUCUCUUGUCUUUUUUUUCAGCCUAUCAUAUUCACCCUGAGUUCCUAUCUCUCUCUCCUUAGUUUCCAAUAAUGCACCAGCCAUCAGCCCCGUUAGGAAAAACCAUGUACAGCAGUCACCAGUUUUAAACAGUUGUUUCUGGAAUAUGUUAUAUGAAAAAAUAAAUAAACCAAUGUAGGGGGAAAAAUCAGAACAGCUCGUUACAUCUCAAUGCGUGAACAAUAAGCAAAAUAAACAAACAAAACAAAGAAGCAAAACAUCAUUAUUUCUUUUGACAAUACACUUUGUUUCAUAGAUUUCCAUGGGUAUCAAAGUUCGUGGUUUUACAAAAAAUAAAUAUUUGGUUUUCUGAUGCAUAAAUUCGUGUACUGUCGUCAUUUUGAUUUUUCCUCUUACAGGAGAACAACCUUUCUUUGGCAACUUGAUUUUAAAUAUUCCAUCAUGAAAACAACGAAAAUAAUGUUCAACGAAUGUUCAUGAACCGUUCCACAGAAUGCAUAGACAUGUAUUAUCAAGUGUACAUCCAUGCAAUUCUUAUGGUAAGAAUGCAUAAACAUCACCGUUUAAUUAUAGCAUAAGCAAUAUGAAUCGUGUUUUGGUUACUUUUCUGUUCAUACGGAUACCCUGUGUAUCAAUAGAGAAAUAUGUAUAUUAUGAAAAUGCAUAUUAGAAACAAAUCAUAACUUUUAGUUUCAAUAUUUAAGAAUCUUUGGACUAUAAAUUGGCCCCCUUCGUAUAGAUUGUGAUAUGGUCUAGUAUUCCAAUAUGAAAGGCUUUGAACACCAUAUAUUAAGACACAGGUUCCUUAUAUAUCGUAAUGUAAGAUUGUGUAAUAUCAGGAUUCAAUGUUGUCAAACAAAUUCCAGAUGUACAAACUUGGUAUAUUUUCAUGAGUCAAUAUAACGGUAUCUUCAUUUCAACUCUCACUAUACAUGUGUACGUGUGUAUAUAUCUUGUUUAAGUUUUCGUCCAUUUUGUUGCCUGAUGCUUUCAGGUACUGAAAUUCAAAGUGUUCAUCAUGUACUUAAUGUAUAAUUAUGUUUUGAGAAAUAAACUGAACUUGAACAAAACAAAAUAUUUUUUCUUACCUUUCCUACUUUGGGAGUCGGGUACAGCUGGUUUGGGUUGUCUUGGCUUUGGCGUAGGGCGACUGGCCACCGGGGGCUUUGUGUUGGCAGUCUUUGGUUGCACAUCAUGAGAGUUUGGACCAUCUGUGUAUUCUUUAUGUAGCUUAUUCUCUUCCGUCAGAACUUGGUCAUUUUCGACGUUUUGUGGACUAGAAACAACAGCUUCCAGUCCAGGAGGCUUGCGUUGUUUAUAUGGCUCAUGAUUUAAUUCUCCGUUUGAAAAAUGCUCCGUUAGUUGCAUGGGAGAUCUGUCCUCAAUUGUCGAUGAAAGCGGUGUCGUCUUUUUGAGAAUUGAUGGCGGAACUUUAGUAUCAGAUAUAGGGAUAUGGUUAGGUCUAGUUGGUGAAGUUGUAGAAGCAUUGAGGGGGGUAUUUGUAGAAGGUUUCACCGGAGAAGUCUCACCACCCUUCUUAUCGGUACUCUUUUCAAACAUUAGUCGUAACUGUGAAAAAGGCACUAUAGGUAUGGGCAUUAAUUCUUUGGGUUUUUCUUUAUUUCUGAAUUUGUCACUUGGUAAUGAUAAACUAGUUUGGGAUAUGGGUGCUUUUUCGGGAGUCAUUGGUAACUUAGGACCACGGAAAAACUUGGCACUAGGGGGUGUCACUCGAGUUCUAAUAACAACAGGGUUUUGCUGUGAUGGAGAUUGACAUGCAGAUGAGGAGAGACUAGGCGGGUAGCCCAUUGAUGACAUUGUUGAUGUUGAGUCCCUUCUCUGUUGGGAUCCAUAUAAACUAAAAGUACUACCACUACGUGAGACACUAGAAUUCUUAAACCAAUCAGGAACAUUAAGUUUUUGUAGAGAUUUCGACACCCGAAGUUCAUGAACAGAAGGAACACGUGCGAGGUUUCCCUCCCCUUUUGCUGAGAAAACAUCGUCUAUGUUUGUUUCAAGGGUCUGUAAACUCUUUGACUUGGCGACAUUUCUGUCUGCGAAACGACCCCGUGAUGUCUUCUUGGUUUGUUUCUUGACACCCAGUUCACUCAUACUGUGGGCCCUCUUGAUGGAACUCUGAAAAUCAAAGUCACAUUCAACAUCAGAAUCAGGGAAUAUAAAAAGGGCUUCUGUGGUUUCGCCAGUAUCUAUAUCUGUUUCAACUAGAGAAGCCAUAGAACUAUACCGCAUCAUAUCCGACCCACUCACUGAAAAACUAGUGUUUAAAUUGUCAAUGGAUUCCGUGGUAUUAUGAAUUUCUUCGUGAAUUUGAGGUGAAAACAUGCAAUUUUCAUGCAGGGAAUGCAGUUCUCUUUUUUCAAAUGAUUCGUCACAUGAAACACGAGAUGAGUACAAGCUGCUUAUAUGAUCUAUCCUUUCAAUACUGGAAUUUCUUAAUGAAUUUCGCGAUGACGAGAGUUCGCGCUUUUUGUAGCGUCCAGUUUUUGGAAUUGAGGUAAGUGAUGCUUUGUGCGAUGCAAAUUUGUCUUGCAUAGGACUUGGUGCCAAACAUUCUUGGCUUAAAAAUCUCUGUCGCAUAGCAAAUAUUUUCUGCCUGGAAAGGGGAACAUUUUUUGGAAACUCGAAAACAAAAGUCUUCCUCUCGGGUUCUGUUACUGGGGCAAGGAGGGCCGAGUCGUAGACUAUUGGUUGUCUCUUCCUCGGUACUUGUUUACUUAGCUUAGCUCUCACGCCCUUUGAAUCUCGACGAAACGAGGACGGUUUCUGCAAAGGUGUUCGAGCCACGCGACUUGUACCUGAUCUAUCCAAAUAUUUGUUCCAGAUUUCCAGGUUUUGAUCAUACACGUCUUGAUCAAUUGGCUUAGAUCGUUUCAUUAUGUCCAAAUCGGAUUCCAACACAUCAGAUUCUGUAGCGCCAGACAUAGUGUCAACAGGUUUACUAUCCGAUUCUGGAAUUGUUUCUACUUCAGAAUUAAUAUGAUCACAGUUAAGUGCCUCUUCUAUGCAAUGUAAAUUCUUAACAUUACUAUUUGCAUCUAAUACUUCUUGAUCUUCUGUUAUUGGUGGAUUGUAACGACUUUGUCUCGAGGAGUCUAAUAAUUCAGCGUUUUCGUUUGCAAUAACAUCUUUGUCUUGUGAUUUGUUAGAAUAAGUAUGGACUGACACGUCAUCGUUUGAAAUGGGCAAAUUUUCAAUAAGAAAGUCUACAGUAUCGUUAUCAUUGUUUGUUUUAUCUGGAAUUAUUUCCUCGUUUUGUUCAUUUUGUAUAUUUUCUUGUUCGUUUAAAAUAUUUUGUUCUUGCUCGUUAAGAUCUUUUUUCGAGGCUAAAUCCUCCUCUGAAAUGUGCAAUAGCUUGUCAUCACAAGAAGGAUGACUCUCUUCGCUUUCACUGAUUUCAUCUUCCUGAUUAGUACGCUGUAUUAAAUUCUUGUCACGACUUUCAUCUUGCUCUUCGUUGCUUGACUUGGUAUAUGAUAGAAUGUUUUCAAUUUGGACAGCUGAUGCAUUAUCUCGCGGAUUGAAAUCGAUAUUCGUUGCUGCUGUGUUGGCUUCAUUAAGAAGACGUGUUUUCUCAUCUAUAACAAUAACGUCUUCCUCGUAAUGACCAUCAUGAUUUUCUGUUUUAUCGGACGCGUCCUUUUCGAGGUCCUCUGGUGGAUAAGCACUCUCCGAGAUAACUGGGCAUUCGUUCAAAACUUCAUUUGACUCGUGAAUGACUAGAUCUAUUUCAUUGAUAUUGUUUAAGUACUCUGCGCUGUUAUCAGUAUCAAUGUUUCGUUCCCUUGUAAAAUAUCUGCUCCGAUGCUCUAUGCUUAUGUCUUCAGUCCUAGAGAACACUAGCGACUGAUUAGGACUAUGCAUAAGAGUCCUCAAGUCUUCACAAGGGUGUGAUAAUCCAGCAAUGUUUAAAUUGUUUACUGUUUCGAAAUUCCUCAAAUGUCCGUUAUUCCCCACAACCAUAAAGAAGGAGUCGCUAUCAUCCGUAUCUUCACUCGAGUCGCAGUAGUCGUCUUCAAAAGGGUUAUAUUCUCGAGGUUCAAUGUCAUCGUCAAAUCUGUUGUCGUACGCUAAACUUUUCCGAAUUUCUUCAACGAAAGUGGGGCUCAAUUGGCCAUUUUCAUUGGUUUUCUGUCUAUCUCCCUCUUUGCGAAAUUCACUUUGAUCAUUAAUCGACUGAACAAAUUCUUCAUAAUCCAAAUCACUUGCAGUUCCCUGUUUUUUGUUUGUGGCGUGCAAAUCCGUGAGUAUGGUCACUUCCAAAUCUUUGGGUACUUCUGCAUUUAAAUCUCUUUCGAUAGUGUUUGCUGAUUGGCUUGAUAUCGUGAAGUCAGAUUUGCAGCUGUCCUCUGAAGAGCUUUCGACAUUGUGUAUGAAUGCGAGGAGGCUUUUGUUGGUUGGGUCUUUGACCUUUUCACAUUCGGACAAAAUGGAACAUGCUUGACUAGUUUGCUGAUUAUCCACUUUCUCUUUCGCUUUGUUUAAUUCCCACGUGUUGACACUCACGACUGUCAUAACCGAGGCACUACUACUACAAGUACUGCACGAUUCAUCAGACAGAUUUUCGUCAUCGUCAAUUGCACACGUUCGCACAGGUAAAUUGCACGUAAGUUCCGCUUCGUCUGAGUCCAAGUAUGUCAGAUUUUCGGGGUAAUUGUUAAAAGUAAUUAUAUCCGACUUUGAAUCAAGUUCUCCGCAUUCUUUGGUUUCAGUCUCGUUAACAUUUAAACUCCCCUCUUGCUGUUUUUCAUCGUUUGUCACAGUGGGCGUAGUUAAUGCAUCUGAAAAUGGCUGUUUACUGCUACCUGGAAAAUGUUCGGCAGUCUCUUCUUGGUUUCUUCUAUCCAAUCCGUUGGGAGCAUUUUGCGUUUCAUUACUGUUAAAUCCAAUUUCAGUUUCACUUUCGUCUGUCUCAUCAAAAUCAUCGUCAGAGUCUUCCUCAAUGAUAGGUGCUAACGUCUGAGGAAAAUAUACUUGAUUAUCGUCAACUGGACUACAAUGAAACCCCCCUUCAUCACUCCCCUCUUCCUCGUCACUCUCGGCCCCCUCUUCCUCAUCACUACUGUCAUUAAUUUGCAUAUCACUCUCUGAUUCUUGUACUGCACUUCUGUAUUCGCUAUUUACAUACAUUUCCUCGAGCAUUUCACUUGACAGUGGUGGUGAAAUAUCGUUACACUCUGUUGAAGAACUUUCAUCGUCCUUCAACCUUUUAGCAGACGCGAUAAAGUCUUUUGCUGACCGACGGGUGUGUACGGCGCCAUACAUGUCCUCUUCCCAACUGUAUUCGGCCCAGGUAGGACUAUCGUCUUCAUCAUCUGAAACGCAGUAGUCGUCUGGCCCCGAGCCGUCAUUUGUGCCGCGUUCCGAUAUUACAACGUCCGAAUUUGAUAUGGCCGGCACUUCGGCAGUGAGGCUCUGAGAGGUAGAAUUACCCACAAUGCGUUCAUUUGCGUUGUCACAUUCACCAUGUUUAUCGGGUUUUAUCGCCGAAUUUGUCAAAUGUUUUGAACUGAAUUUUUGUUUGGGGCGGCCAUUGUCAACUUGGUUAUGUUGUUCCUCCAGUAGCCUCCACGAGAACAAUAUAGUUACUAUUGUAGCGAUGGCGGCUGUCAAAAAUCUCUCGAAUGCCCCGUCGGUGUGGGACCCUAGUCCGGCGCCUUUCCCUAUAUUAUCCAUCAUGUACCGUGUCGAGCGGAUGUAAACACACCUGAGAUAUCCUUGGUAUGUCACAUUGUGUACCUUAUAAACACGAGAUAUUUAACACGGCUUGUUCGAUAAAUAUAUGAUCCAUCACGCAACAAGUCUCAUUCACUUUAGUACUAGGGCCAGCCAGAUGUGUCCUUGUUGUCAAUUUAUGCUAAACACUGUCCAUUUAUCGCUGAAUUUACACAUACUACUGCAAGCUUAGUUGUCAAAUAUAGACCGCUGUUUGAGAAUUUCUCUCCAGAAG